This is a messenger RNA of Pieris rapae (cabbage white), 921 nucleotides long. Its product is annotated as mpv17-like protein 2. Bases 232 to 843 code for a protein of 203 amino acids. Gene Ontology annotation, biological process: mitochondrial ribosome assembly. The record is from RefSeq and is a predicted model, not a curated record. Gene Ontology annotation, cellular component: membrane; cytoplasm. Lineage: Eukaryota; Metazoa; Arthropoda; Insecta; Lepidoptera; Pieridae. The transcript has a single exon.
UAUAAAUCAAAUGUUCUAUUUUUUCAACAAUCCUGAUGACUAGUAUGGCAAAAAUUGUAUUAUAAAUUUGUAGCGCAAUAUUUAAUCAAAAAUAAUUUUAGUUUCAAGGUUGAAAUAAGAUAAAAAUUGUUAAAAUGUGAGUCUGCGAUUUGUGCUUUAUUGCGGUUAUUGAUAAUUUCUCUGAUAUUAACAAAAUUGUUUUAAGAUCUUUAAAAUUACAUAUAUAUUUCAAUGCCUCUUCGAAGACUUAUGUGUAAUGGAAUGAAGGCGUAUAAAUUAGCACUGAAAAAAGCAUUUACGGCCAAGAAUUUAUUCUACACAAAUGUCAUAAUUUCUAUAUGCCUCUCUACCACUGGUGAUUUCUUAGAACAAAAUUUUGAAUUGUAUGUUAAGGAAAUUGAGAAAUAUGAUUACGGUCGUACAGUUCAAAUGGCUGUGUCUGGUAUGACAACUGGUAUAAUUUGUCAUAACUGGUACAUUUUUCUAGAUAAAGUACUAAUAGGUCGCACAUUUCAAAUGGUUAUUAAGAAGCUGCUUUUAGACCAGUUUAUUUGCUCCCCAAUUGUGAUUAUGUCAUUUUUUGCUACUGUUGCUAUUUUUGAAGACAAUCCAUUAGAAAGCUUCACAGAUGAAGUCAGAGAAAAAUUCUGGAUUCUAUAUAAAGCAGAGUGGUAUGUGUGGCCACCAGCACAGAUAAUAAAUUUCUACUUUUUACCUACUAGAUAUAGAGUUUUGUAUGAUAACACGAUUUCAUUGGGAUAUGAUGUCUAUACAUCCCAUAUAAAACAUUAUAAAUCAAAGAAAUAUUCUAAGGAUGAUAGCAAUGAAAAGACAGAGAGAUGAAUUCAAUGAUAAAAUAUGUUUGAUUGUAAUGAUAUAUUGUGCUAAUAAAUUUUUUAUAAUAAACUUGUGUUUGCUUUC